Molecule: messenger RNA, 7819 nt
Organism: Megalobrama amblycephala (Wuchang bream)
Lineage: Eukaryota; Metazoa; Chordata; Actinopteri; Cypriniformes; Xenocyprididae
Gene: igf1rb
Product: insulin-like growth factor 1b receptor
Exons: 22
Coding region: 962-5194 (1410 amino acids)
Biological process (GO): positive regulation of phosphatidylinositol 3-kinase/protein kinase B signal transduction; insulin-like growth factor receptor signaling pathway; multicellular organism development
Cellular component (GO): insulin receptor complex; axon; membrane
Molecular function (GO): phosphatidylinositol 3-kinase binding; insulin receptor activity; ATP binding
Source: RefSeq, a predicted model, not a curated record
UGUUUCCCUCAUACCUUCAUCCAACGUAACGUUAGCCUACUAUGCGUGUGAGUGCAUGAGCGUGUGUGAGAGAGAUCGAGCCUUGUUUACAGCGUCAAUUCAACGGAGAGAGACUACAGGAUCUACUACACAUCCUUCACAUCUCCUAAAUGAACACGGGUCCGAUCCUUCAAAAAGCAUCUGUGUCCUCCAUGCUCCGCUUCUUGAAGGGAAAAAUCAAGUCCUGAAAUCUCAGACUGAAGAUGGUGGGAGGCAGUGAGAGACCAUUUUAAACCCUGGACGGAUAUUAUUUGGCAUCUUUCUGAGUUUCUCCACCGAUUUUAGGCCUUUAGAAACGCUGGAUGAGAAGUACAAGGCAUUUCACAGCUGAUGAAGAUCAUACACACAUACACACACUCAUCCAGACUGUUUUAGCCAGCGGACCUAAGCGGGUUUCACUGAAUAACUGCUAAAACCAGCCUGCGAGGAGACCUACAACGUGUUUUCCCCAUUUUUCCCACGACAUGGAGCAUGGAAUUGCGGAUUAUCAAGCCGUUACGUGUUUUUCUCGGUUAUUUUCACAUAUAUUAACGAGGAGAAGCUGUCAAAAAUAAUAUUAAACACGUUUAAGGAGCCCGAGAAUCAGUGCGGGUCAAUCCCCCUCAUGGUGAGGGCAAAGCGGGCUGAAUCUGCUGGAUAAUCUCGCUGGGGUGUCUGGAGGGUCAUUUAUCCCAGCAAAACACCAUGAAGAUGGAAGAAAUUGGUUUUGUUUGAUUAUUCCCAGCUCUUGUGUAUCUCUAUUUUUGUUUUCACCCCCUCUCUAAGCUGGAUAAACCAACUUUGAUCAUAUUUUUGUACUGAGAACGAAGACUUCAAGAGUCAAGCAUCAUCCACUUUGAAGGGUUGAGCUGCCUCCCCUUUUUUGUAAUAUAUUUAAUUUUUUUUUUUUUUAAACAAGUGUUUGCCUUGUUUUUGUACAGGAAUGAGGUCUAGCAGACAGAGGCGAUAUUGGACCUUGUUUUGUGGUCUGGUGCUGGUCCUCUCCACACUCUGUCAUGGAGAAAUCUGUGGUCCAGGCAUUGACAUUGGCAAUGACAUCAGUAACUUCAAGCGGCUGGAGAACUGUACAGUGGUUGAGGGAUACCUGCAGAUCCUCCUCAUCGGAGGCAAAAACAAUAACAACCAGGAGGUCUUCCGCACCCUCAGUUUCCCCAAACUGACCAUGAUUACGGAUUACCUUCUCCUCUUCCGUGUAUCCGGGCUGGACAGCCUCAGCACUCUCUUUCCUAAUCUCGCCGUGAUCCGGGGCCGUAACUUGUUCUACAACUACGCCCUGGUCAUAUUUGAGCUGACCAGCCUGAAGGACAUCGGCCUCUACAACCUGCGGAACAUCACGCGGGGUGCCAUACGAAUCGAGAAGAAUCCCGAGCUCUGCUACUUGGAUUCCGUGGACUGGUCUCUCAUUAUGGGUGCCGAUUUGAACAAUUACAUUGCUGGAAAUAAGCAGUCCAAGGAGUGUGGAGAUGUUUGCCCGGGAAUCAUGGAGGACAACCCUCAGUGUAUCAAGACGAACUUCAACGACAAUGACAAUUACAGAUGCUGGACCUCCAACCAUUGCCAGAAAGUUUGUCUGAAGUGUGGACAGCGGGCGUGUACUGAUUCGGGCGAGUGCUGUCACCCCCAGUGCCUGGGCAGCUGCACCGUGCCCGACAACGACAGGGCCUGUGCCGCCUGCCAGCACUACUAUCAUGAGGGCCGCUGUGUGGAGGACUGCCCGCCGGGCACGUACAAGUUUGAGGGCUGGCGUUGCAUCACCAUGGACUUCUGCUCCAAGGUCCACCUGCCUGAUUAUGACCGUUUCGUGAUCCACGGAGGAGAGUGUAUGUCUGACUGCCCACCCGGCUUCACGCGUAAUGAGAACCAGAGCAUGUUCUGCACUGCCUGUGAUGGCCUAUGUGACAAGAUCUGUGAUGAAAAGGUCAUUGACUCAGUGGACGCGGCUCAGUCCCUCAAGGGCUGCACCGUUAUCAAAGGCAACCUGCAUAUCAACAUCCGCCGUGGCACUAACAUAGCUUCGGAGUUGGAGAACUUCCUGGGACUCAUCAAGACGGUGACGGGAUACAUUAAGAUACGUUCAUCACACACACUGAGCUCUCUCUCCUUCCUCAAGAGCCUGAGAUACAUCCUUGGAGAGGAACUCUGGGACGACACGUAUGCCUUUACUGCCUUGGAUAACCAGCAUCUACAAAUGCUGUGGGACUGGUCCCAGCACAAUCUCACAAUAAAAGAAGGAAAAUUGUACUUCCGCCAGAACCCCAAACUCUGCAUGUCCGAGAUCCGCAAAAUGUGGGAGAAAACAGAAAUUGAGGAGAAGUUUUUGGAAGAAGAUUUCCGCAACAAUGGAGACCGUGCAAGCUGUGGGAGUAAAACCCUUAAGUUCAUAUCAAAUAGCACGAGGAGUAAUAGAAUCGAGUUGACGUGGGAACUUUAUCGGCCACCCGAUUCCAGAGACCUCGUCAGUUUUAUUGUAUACUACAAAGAAGCGCCUUUCCAGAACCUUACAGAGUUUGAUGGUCAGGAUGGUUGCGGAUCGGACAGCUGGAACAUGGUUGACGUGGACUUACCAGAAGAACAAACCCAAAAUCCGGGUGUUAAGCUGUCCAUGCUGAAGCCCUGGACUCAGUAUGCCAUCUUUGUGAAAGCUGUAACGUUACUUGUGGAGGACAGGGACAGGGACAGGGACAAGGACAGACAGCAUCUUGGGGCGAAGAGUGAAGUGGUGUAUAUUCGGACCAAACCAUCAGCACCCUCAAUGCCCGUGGACAUUCGUGCGUACUCUAAUUCUUCAUCAAAGCUGGUGGUGCGGUGGUCUCCACCUGUGGCCCCCAAUGGAAACAACACCUACUACCUGCUCCGCUGGAAGCAGCAGGGCGAGGACCAUGAGCUCUACCAGCACAACUACUGCUCCAAAGAACUGAAGAUCCCCAUCAGGAUUUCAGCUACGGGUUUGACAGAAACCGAAGACAUCAAACCCACCAAUCCUGAAACAGGGGGGCGGGACAAAGUCCCCUGUUGUCCAUGCCCUAAAACAGAGAAGGAUCUGAAGCAAAUCGAGGACGAUAUCUACUACCGCAAAGCCUUUGAGAAUUUCCUUCAUAAUGCCAUAUUCACCCCCAGACCUCCUGACAGGCGGCGGCGAGAUCUGUUUGGUGUGGCCAAUGCAACUUCCAUCCACACUCUGCUGUCGGGAAACUGGAACAUGACGAAGGGAAACUUCUCAGAUGAUCAGCCGCCUAGACAGGAAUUUUCCUUUCUAGAGAGGAAGGUGAAGGAGCGAACUGCUGACAUCAGUGGCCUGCAGCCCUUCACCGUUUACCGCAUCGACGUGCACGCCUGCAAUGAAGAGGUUCGGCACUGCAGCGCGGCCGCCUUUGUCUUUUCCCGCACCAAACCGGCUGAAAGAGCUGAUGACAUUCCUGCUCCAGUGACCUGGGAAGGUCUGGAGGAUUCGGUGUUCCUGAAGUGGCCUGAACCGCAAAAACCCAACGGCCUGAUCCUCCUGUAUGAGAUUCAGUAUCGUCUUGGGACAGAGCCUGAUAAGCAUGAGUGUGUAUCCCGCCAACACUACAGGGAGCACAAAGGGGUGAAACUCUCCAAUUUGGGACCUGGGAACUAUUCUGCCCGUGUGCGGGCUACGUCUCUCGCCGGAAACGGGUCGUGGACUGAACCCAUAGCUUUCUAUGUGCUUCAGGUCGAACAAUCAGGUUAUGAGCACUUCCUGUACUUCAUGAUCAUCCCGAUUAUCCUGAUUUUCGCUGCCUUCGGUGCAGUGGCUUUCAUCUUUGUGAACAAGAAACGAAACAGUGACAGGCUUGGAAAUGGAGUCCUUUAUGCUUCCGUUAACCCGGAGUACUUCAGCGCAGCAGAGAUGUAUGUGCCGGAUGAAUGGGAAGUGGAGCGAGAGAAAAUCACUAUGUGCCGAGAGCUUGGACAAGGAUCCUUUGGUAUGGUGUAUGAGGGCAUCGCCAAAGGUGUCGUCAAAGAUGAGCCAGAAACCAGGGUGGCCAUCAAAACGGUCAACGAAUCGGCUAGCUUGCAUGAACGCAUCGAGUUCCUUAAUGAAGCCUCCGUGAUGAAGGAGUUCAAUUGUCACCAUGUGGUGCGUCUGCUGGGCGUGGUCUCACAGGGUCAGCCCACCCUGGUGAUCAUGGAGCUGAUGACACGAGGAGAUCUGAAGAGUUACCUGCGCUCGCUUCGAUCCGCUGAGAACACCUCCAGCUUGCCUUUGCCACCAUUGAAGAAGAUGAUUCAGAUGGCAGGAGAGAUCGCGGAUGGCAUGGCUUACCUCAACGCCAACAAGUUUGUUCACAGAGACUUGGCAGCAAGGAAUUGCAUGGUGGCAGAGGAUUUUACCGUCAAAAUUGGUGAUUUUGGCAUGACGCGGGACAUUUAUGAGACGGAUUACUACAGAAAAGGAGGUAAGGGACUGCUGCCUGUGCGCUGGAUGUCUCCCGAGUCCCUCAAAGAUGGAGUAUUCACCACAAUGUCUGAUGUCUGGUCCUUUGGGGUAGUGUUGUGGGAAAUAGCCACCCUGGCCGAGCAGCCCUAUCAGGGCAUGUCCAAUGAGCAGGUACUGCGGUUCGUAAUGGAGGGGGGACUGCUAGACAAACCAGACAACUGCCCUGAUAUGCUAAGCCAUAUCGUCUCACAGAAGGAUGUUUUCAAUCACUCAGCUGAUGUUAUGAAGUUUGAGCUGAUGCGCAUGUGCUGGCAGUACAACCCCAAAAUGCGGCCAUCCUUCCUGGAGAUCAUCAGCAGCAUCAAGGACGACCUGGAGGGGGCCUUCAAGGAGACGAGCUUCUUCUACAGCGAGGAGAACAAACCUCCCGACAUGGAAGAGCUGGACAUGGAGAACGUGGGAACCAUGGAGAACGUUCCUCUGGAGCCGUCCUCCAGCCUGCAGCCGCUGGCGCCCUCAUUGGCCUCCCCUCAACAGUGCGCCCCCGCGCCCCAGGGCUCCGGCACUCCGGCCGGCCCGUCCUCGCCGCCUUCCUCCCCCAGCUCCACGGACAAGCACCCGCUCCCCGCGUCUGCGGCAAACGGGCCCUCCAUGGUUCUCCGGAGCCCGUUUGACGAGACCCAGCCUUACGCUCACAUGAACGGGGGCCGUAAGAACGAGCGUGCCUUGCCUCUGCCCCAGUCGUCGGCUUGCUGAUCGACGGCCCGACCCCGUUUCCGGACACGUGGACACGUCUCUGUCUGUCAAGCCACUGUGUGGUCUCCUGAGAAGAAAUAUUAAAAUAAAGAGACAAGGAAAGUGAGAGUCCAGGCAAUCAAUUUUUUCAAUCAUACCUCAACGGACAAAGUUUGGAUUUCUUUGUUUUUUGUGUAUUUCGAAUUGAUUGACAUGAACUCAUUUGUUAUUUCCGCAGACUGGAUCACUGACUGAAAAACCAUGACCUUCACUCUCGCACUCGAUAGGCUGACUGUUUUUGUUACGUUUUGUUACUUUUCUAAACUUCCAAAACUGGUUUGAAGGUCUAUCAGAGCCAGUAGAGGUACGGUGGCAUUAUUACGAAACGCUCUGCGUAUCUCCAAGCGAAUCCAACGCCGAAGCACUUGCUCUUGUCUAGAUUAGGCGUGCGAGUUCCUCUUCCGCCCAUCUUAGUAGUGAAACCCAACCUUGAUACGGAGAUCUUUGGCUUCCACUCUCUCCGAAUCAUCUGGCUCUGCGACAUAGUGAAGAAAUUCUCCAAUCUGCCAAAUGUCUUACGUUGCCAAAUUGCAUACUGUUGUCUGAUUCCCCAAAAUAUGCAAAUACGACCACAUAUGUUGUUUUUUACACUGGUGAUCCAAAGCAUCUUUUACUUCAAAACACAAUCAAUAGAGAGAUAUUUCCCUGAUUCCCACGUUUUCUGUCGUCUUGCUUUGGGUUUCGGACGAAAUGAUGCAAAAGUCGAAGAGCGAAAGCAGCAGAUGUUUCAACUUUUAAAGGGAAUUGGGUCAAAAAGAAGCUCAAAAGAUUAAAAAUUGUGGCAUUUGAAAUCUUCACAACAAUUCUGUCGCUUGGUCAUUCAGUCGUACUUCAGACCACAGAGCGUGUGCAACGUUUGUCGGUCACUUUUGUACCUUUUUUACAGUUCAGAUUGAUCAUUUAUAUGUCUGUGCUGAAAAAAGCUGCUAUUUUAUUCUCAUUUUUCUUUUGUGGUUGUUAUAUAUAUAUAUAUAUAUAUGAAUAUAUGAAUAUAUGAUAUAUAUAUAUAUAUAUAUAUAUAUAUAUAUAUAUAUAUAUAUAUAUAUAUAUAUAUAUAUAUAUAUAUAUAUAUAAUGUAAAGAGAUUCUUCAGGUGUAAUCCUUUGCCUUUCCACUACAGUCCAUUUUAUGAUGCUUAUAGUUCAGUUUUCCAAUGUAAAGUUGUUUAAUGCCUUCUUUUUUGAUAUACUCUCUUUAAAAGCAAAACCGGCAAUUGAACACACUUCUGUAUCAAACACACUUCUGUCUUCAUGGCGGCAUCUUGACCACAUGAUUCUAUAAUAACAGCUGAACACUGUGUCUCUCCUCACAUUAAUGCGCAACAAAUACUCUCAGGUCAAACUCCUAAAAGUUUCGGUCUCAGACCCGACGUUUUGUUGUCUCGCUAUUCAUUCCUCUGUAACCGACAAGAUAUGACUCAAAAUUUGGCAAAGUUUGAAUUCAUUUCACUGCUUGAAGAUAGACUCGUCUCAUAUUAUGAACUCUGCAUUUCCUUUCUUCCAAGCAGAGCCUGAUAAAUGACGAUUAUACAGAUAUGAUUCAGCAUAUCUCUAUGCAGAAGUUGUGUUUGUAACAUAGAUCACUUAUAUACAUUUAAGAUACAGGUUUGACUAUGAGCGCCAGUUUUGGGGAUUUUUCUUUUUCUUUCUUUUUUUUUUUUUUUUUUUGAAGGAUUUUUCAAAGGAAAAACUGUCACCUUUUUUUUUGUUUGUUUUCCCCCAUUCUGACCUUUUUAUUUUCAUUAUUUAUUUAGUUUCUUUUUUUCCUCUCUCUUGUUUUUGUGAUGUUUAUAAUCACUGUAAACCCCCACCUUGAUUAAGUGUAACAUUUUAGAUAUUUUUAUAUGCUUUUUUUCAUGACAUUGGGACUUUUUUUCUUUUUUUUUCUUUUUUUUUCCUUCAGACAUUUAUCUACCUCACUCUUUUUUUAUGUACCUGUAUAUAAAGUACAUUUGACCUUUUUUCAUGAAAAGGACAAUAUUACUGCUCUCUGUAUCUGGGUAAAACCUCAUAAACGCUACAAACCACAAUCUCGGAGUGGAGAAAAUUUGCCGAAUUAUGGACAUUUUGUAUGACUAGCUGCUUUCUUUCCUAUCGGAUCUCGCUUAAAUUUGUUUAUUAUUUAUUUGUGAGAUUAAAACAAGAACAGGUCUGACAAUUGACUCCAAAUGUGCUGGAAUGUUGUCGAUGUUUAAUUUAUCCAUCUUUUAACUUGAGGGUAAAAGUCAAUAGAUGGAAUAUUUUUGAGGAUAUAAUUGUUCUGAUCUCCUCUCCCAUCCAUGUCUCUGAAUCCCACUGUUGGCAUCAUUAUUAUUUUACGUUUUUAUUACACAUUCAUUGGAAUACUCUACUUGUACCAAAUGUUCAUUGAAACUAAAACAGAGAUAUAUACGUUCCUUCUGUAAAGUUUUUGCUGUAGUCGGGUGCAUCAAAUGUACUUAAGUUUUGUGCUGGCUUUGGAAAACUACUUUUUUUUUGUUAUCAGGAAAAAGCCCAGAUAAAAGACCAACACGAUAUCAGGCAAAAAAAAAUUGAGCAUAAUUUAAAUAAAAUUUAGCAAAUGCAAUAAAAAGGUAAAUGGUUGUUAA